CCGUUUUUUUUUUAUUCAGCCAAUAGGAGGCCGGCUGGGAGUGGCUCGAGUAAAAAAACAGGAUGGAGACAGACAUGGAUUGGCUACUGAGUCUCGCAAAGAGGGUAUAAAAACAGGAGGUCGGCGUUGUUGUGUUUACAGUAAUAUCACAGUGCGCACUGGAAACAGGGAGACUAUGAGAAAGCGCAGCUGCUCCAUUCAACCACAUGGUUCCUCAACCGCACAGACAAGCUGCGCUGCAGACAGCCAGGCUCACAUAGGGGAUUCGCAACGGCGUCUUUUAAGCCUUGCAGGGAGAAUUUUCAGCCGUACAGGCAGUUGAGUGCUGAUCCGUGAGGCGCACCGGUUGAGGUUUAGAUACGGAAAGUCUUUUUAAACGGACUGAACUCGAAAGAGACACAGAAGAAACUUGGAUGAACUUUGAUAUCUUUCGAUCUGCUUUCAACUAAUAUAAUAAGUGACCAGCAUUUUUUUCUUCUCCACGCAUAAACUUUGUCACUGGCUGAGCCCCUCCAGACUCUUUGGAGGAGGAGAUGGUGCAGCACAUGAGCCACACAGAGAGCACCCACGCUCACUCUCCCGGCGGGGACUCCACGGACACGGGAGAAAUGGACCUGGAGAUGGACGCCUCUCCGACCCCGGAGGGAUCCCCUUCCUCCCGAGAGCGCAACGACCUGGCGUGGUGCAAAACCCCAACGGGGCACAUCAAGAGACCCAUGAACGCGUUCAUGGUGUGGUCUCAGAUUGAGAGGAGGAAGAUCAUGGAGCAGUCUCCCGACAUGCACAAUGCCGAAAUCUCCAAGCGGCUGGGGAAGCGCUGGAAGCUGCUAAAGGACACGGACAAGAUCCCAUUCAUCCGCGAGGCGGAGAGGCUUCGGCUCAAGCACAUGGCCGACUACCCGGACUACAAGUACCGACCCAGGAAGAAGGUCAAGUCGGGAAGCGGAGCGGGCAAGCAGGCGGACCGCGGAGAGAAGAGCGGGGAGCGCAGCGCCAAAGCCAGCGGUAGUAAGAGGAGUCCCGCGUCCAAAUCAGUGAUGAGCCGGACGCUGAAACAGGGGAGCAGCAAGAGCGCUCCAGUACAAGACUACGCGUCCACACUCUUCAAAUCCAGGUCAGCGUCCGGGGCCAGGCAGAUCCCGGAGAAGCGCUCAGGAGAUGCAAGGCGCGCCCACGUGUUCAGCGGGACAGGCAGCCUGGAGAGUGGGCCUCCCUCUGUGGGCGUCCCGGCCAGUCCCACACUGAGUAGCUCAGCGGAGUCCAGCGACCCGCUUAGCCUGUACGAGGAGCACAGCCCGGGCUCCACGGCGCGCCUCAGGUAUGCCCGCGCCUCCUCCCCGACCCCGUCAGCCUCCCACUCCUCCUCCGUCUCCUCCGCAUCGUCGGACGAGGAAUUCGAAGACGAGCGGCUCGAUCUGAACCCGAGCCCUGGCUUCGAGAGCACAUCCAUGGGCGGUAUGGGCAUCUCUGACGCGGAGCUGGACCGGGACUUAGACUGGGGCUUCGGAGAGUGCGGGGCAGGGUCUCACUUCGACUUCUCCGACUACUGCACUCCAGAGGUCAGCGAGAUGAUCUCGGGAGAGUGGCUAGAGUCCACCAUCUCCAACCUGGUGUUCACCUACUGAAUCAGCCCCCCUCCCACGUAUGAACUCUUCUAUCCUUCACCAAGACAAGCCUGUGCGUCUAGUCCAGGAGAUUUCCGCCAUUCUUUCACUUUAAAUAAACGAGUGUGAAUAAAGGAAAGAUAAAGGAAAGAAAAAGAAGUGGCCUGCGUGCGCGGUGAAGCCCAGGUAUGCGCCGCUCAGACUUGGGAAGUGCUCCGUGCGCUUGACGAGGAAAUGCUUAGUUUGCAUUAAGACACAAGAAGGAGGAGGUAUGGAAUGUCAAACGUGCCACAAUUCAAUACAUAAAUAAGUUGAAUAAAAAUCUAUGUGAUCAUUUCAAAAAAUAAAAAUACAUACAUUAAAUGAAUAAAUAAAUGCAUCUAUAAUAAUUGAAAUGCUUCAAUAAUGUAAUCAUUUCUACAUAAUUAAAUGUAUAAAAAUCAUUCAGAUCUGUUCCCUACACUAUACACUGCACAAUGUUUUGAAAGCAUAUAUCAUUUAAGUAUUUAAUUUUUAAUUAUUUUAGAAUUCCUGUGCUGUGGUACAUGAAUUUAUUUUUAUCUGUCAGCCUUACCCAGCAGAGCCAGUAGGCGGGGCUAACUAUACCUAUAGAAAAAGCGACUGGUCUGCAGUCGAGCUGUUGUGCAGGUUAAACAAUCAGAUGUUAUUCUCUAUUUGACAAGCCAUAGUCAAAGUUUAAAUUAUUUCAGUGGAGGUUUCACAAUUGUGUAACAUUUAAACCAUACUAAAUUCAGGAUUCAAUUAAUUAAAUCCAUUAAUUAUUUAUGUAUUUAAUGAAUUGUCACAUUAAUCUUUAUAGGUAUUUAUUUAAUUUAUUUAAUGUCUUUAUUACAGUUCUACUAAAAUUAUAUAAAUAAUAUUUAUUUUGAAAAUUUAUUCAUUUAUUGGAUUGUGGCACUUUUGACCCUCCGUAUUAAGGAGUGAAUGUAAGCAGAGGAGCUGCAGAUGUUUAACUCAUUCCAUGCAGGAUGAGGACUGGGACUGAACUUUUUAAGUCUUGAUAAGAUUUUUUUUUUUUUUUUUUUUUGGAACACUUGCUGGAGAGUUCUUGUGUUUGGUUGUGUUUUCUAAGAUAUAGCCAAUCCACACUGACCAUCAAGUUCAGGACAUUUUUUUUCUCCUCAAAACUCAAUAUUUGUAGUAUGAACACGCAUGCCCUCCUUGAAGAGGAGGAAUUUCUUAUUUAAUGCGUAAAUAAAGUUUGUCUUUGCUGCGUAAUUACGCAUUUUGUGUGCGCAUAGGAUACAAUUCACUAUCACCAGCUUCUCUCUCAACGGCAGGACUUAAAACAAAGACUGACUCCAAACUUCAGAAACUUUUUUUAAAAGAAAAACACUCGGUGCACAAUUCAGGACCAAUGUUCUGCGCAUUCUAUCUGCCUAGUGCUUCAACUUUGUAGUUCUCGUGUCAGAUUUUCUUUACAUAUAUGUACAGAGCAAGUCCAAGGUUGUAUUGGGGCCUGGGCAGAAUUUAAUGGGGGGCCCACUUCCAGUUAAGGUCAUUGCCCACCAGCCAGUGACAACAGCAGGUCUCUUUCAUAUUGUCCAUACUUAAAAUUUUUUUUGCAGUUUUUUUUCACCAUAGCUGGUUUAAAGGUAAUUGAUAAGCCAACGAGGAAUUCCUUAAAGGCAUAGUUCUGUUUUCUAUAUACUGACUCCUACUUGUAGUAGAUAACUUACUAAGCAAUUUUAUUUUGAACAGAUCACAUUUUCCUGUGUGCUGAAGUUUAGGAGAGCUGGGCAAAGGGUAAAACAGAUCUUAAAUGUCCCAAAAAAAUCAUAGCGGUUCAUGAGAACAGUAUUUUUCAAACAAUAAAUGGAUGUCAUGUUUGUCUUUACAACAAGCACAUUUUUUUAACCAGUUCUGUAAAAUUUCAUGCAAAAAUAUUAUUUUGGACCUCCAGGCCAGCAGGGGGCCCUAAGAAACCCAUAUACCGCUCAGACCUUGGGCCAGCUCUGUAUAUAUAUUACUAUAUAUAUUGAUGUAUUUAUACUGGCCAUACUUUUUUAUAGAUAGAAGUAUUGUUCUCGUACAGGUCUCGUUUGUGUUUGUGCACACACACACCUGUCUGUAUAUCCAGCGGCGGAAGGGCUAAGAAGUGUAUCUUAUUUAAAAAAAAAAGUGUCCAAGCUCUCUCACUUUCAAAGAGAUUUUGAGUGUGUCAUGAUUUUCUACUUGUAUUUUUGUACAAAAUCUAUAAAAGGGGCAGCCCUGCAUUGUUGUUCGCAUCUACAUUGGUGGUUUAGAAGUGCGGAGGGGGCACAAUCUGACCUCACACAGUGUUUACAGUAUUUACCCACAUGCUUCUUAAAUGGCACAGUGACUCCAGCUUCACCAGCCGAGUAAACAAAGCGCCGCUGAGGCUCCUCCAGACUGUGUUUCCAGUCCACACGCACUCAAAACACACUCAAACCUGAAGUCUCAAAGUGAAAGAUCCCGGAUGAGUCACUGUUUUGAUAGAGCUAAUACCUCUGUGUGCUUUGUUUUUUUUUAUAUACGGAGAUAAGUUUUAUUUGAACCACUGGACUCAUUCCACUUUUGCCUAGUCUCUGGAGGGAGGAGAAAAUGUUUUUGAAGUGCUUCAUCUGUUAUUGCGCAAAUUGCAUCAAAAAAUAGUAUUUAACCUUUUUCUGUACCUGUUGGCUAAGUAUAGCAGGCUAUUUGUUUUUUUUUUUCUUGUUUUUUUUUUUUAUAUUAUGGCAUGGCGAAUAGCAUUUGUAUUUCAGAUUCAGGUAUAUGUAGCUAUAGCUGUUGUGUUUAAGAUUUUUAAAAGAAUAAUAACAUGAAGAUAUUUAUGUAAACUGACUGUACUAUAAGCAAAGAUUGUGUGUUUUUAUGUAUGAUGAUGAUGAUCAACGACAGGCACUAGGAUGGCCAUCUUUGGUGGAAGAUGAUCGUGGUCCAGGAGUUUCCUUUAAAAAAAAAAAAAACGGAAAAAAAAAAUCUAUUGUCCUUUUUCUUUUUAUUUCCCAUUUGUGCAAUAUGUUGUGUUUGAUCAUGUUUUGUCCACUUCAGCCAAGAUUAUUUGAUGUCUUUUGCUCAAAAACCAGCCAACAUUUGGGUCAAUCACUGCCUCUCAGACCUCUGUACAGAUUGUCUUUUUUAAUUUGUUUUUUUUUUUUCUUCCGAGAAGGAAAUAAAAUCAGCUGGAACUGAAAAAGCGCAA
Messenger RNA from Girardinichthys multiradiatus, 4791 nucleotides. It is a transcript of the gene sox4a, whose product is annotated as SRY-box transcription factor 4a. Bases 534 to 1625 code for a protein of 363 amino acids. The transcript has a single exon. Gene Ontology annotation, biological process: cell differentiation; positive regulation of transcription by RNA polymerase II; anatomical structure morphogenesis. The record is from RefSeq and is a predicted model, not a curated record. Gene Ontology annotation, molecular function: DNA-binding transcription activator activity, RNA polymerase II-specific; RNA polymerase II cis-regulatory region sequence-specific DNA binding. NCBI's taxonomy places the organism in Eukaryota, Metazoa, Chordata, Actinopteri, Cyprinodontiformes, Goodeidae.